AUGUCGUCCAAAGUAGCUAGUGUUCCGGGUACGGGAAAAGAGAAGAACAGCAGCACGUUCGUUCGCGAGACGCGUAGCGUCAAGGUUCCCCACCACCGCUUCCCUCCCCUAAAGAAGGUGUGGUUGGAGGUCUACACACCGAUUGUGGAGCACUGCAAAUUGGAGAUUCGUAUGAAUCUUAAAUCUCGCUCCGUCGAGCUGCGGACCUGCCCAGCCACCAUGGAAGCUUCAGGGGGUGCGGGGGACGGCAGCAAGGUGUUUCUUCAAAAGGCAGAAGAUUUUGUCAAGGCGGUAGUGGCUGGAUUUGACGUCAAAGACGCAGUCGCCUUGCUGCGUAUGGAUGAUGUGUACAUUGAGGGCUUUGAAGUGAAGGAUGUGCGGGCCAAUCUGCAAGGUGACAACCUAUCUCGGUGCAUUGGGCGGAUGAGCGGCUCCCAUGGCAAAACGAAGUACACCAUCGAAAAUGUUACACGAACGCGAAUUGUCAUUGCUGACACACACAUUUGGGUGAUGGGAACGACACAGAACAUCCGUGUGGCAAGGGACGCUCUUUGUGAUUUGAUUCGUGGUAGCCCAGCCGCAAAGGUGUACACCCGCGUGCGCGCCGUAAUGAAUCGCGUGAAUGACACCUUUUAG
This is a messenger RNA of Trypanosoma rangeli, 636 nucleotides long. Its product is annotated as RNA-binding protein PNO1. The transcript has a single exon. Gene Ontology annotation, cellular component: nucleolus. The coding region runs from base 1 to 636 and encodes 211 amino acids. Gene Ontology annotation, molecular function: RNA binding. NCBI's taxonomy places the organism in Eukaryota, Euglenozoa, Kinetoplastea, Trypanosomatida, Trypanosomatidae. The record is from RefSeq and is a predicted model, not a curated record.